GAUUAUCGGGGAUCACUACCUUCAUCAUUGUCAAGCAGUUUAUGAGCAGGAUUGACGAAUAGAAAUUAUUGCUUCUAAUCGGCAUUGAGCUCUCUUCUGUUUGAUUCUUGUUUACAAUAGCAUUAAACAUGUCUUUCGGUGCCAAACUGUUGCGUAAUGUUCGGCAAUGUGUGAAUUUUGCAAAUGUCGGAGGCGUCCGAACGAGUUGGAUCCAUACUGCGGGCACCCUUAAUGUUGCCCAGGUUCAGAAGCCUGCACCGGCAUUUAGCGGUACGGCCGUAGUGAAAAAUGACUUCAAAGAAAUUAGGCUUGAUGAUUUCAAAGGAAAAUAUCUUGUUUUAUUCUUCUAUCCGUUGGAUUUCACAUUUGUCUGCCCGACUGAGAUAAUUGCGUUCAGUGAUCGCAUUCAAGAGUUUCGCGCCUUGAAUACGGAAGUGGUUGGCGUAUCCGUGGAUUCCCAUUUCUCUCAUCUAGCUUGGAUUAAUACUCCUCGUAAAAGCGGUGGCCUUGGCAAUCUGGAAUAUCCUUUGUUGGCUGAUUUGACAAAACAAAUUUCCUCCGAUUAUGGCGUACUGUUGGAUGCUGGAAUCUCUUUGCGUGGACUUUUCAUUAUUGAUCCAAAUGGAAUAGUGCGUCAAAUAACAAUUAAUGACUUGCCGGUAGGAAGAUCUGUCGAUGAAACAUUGAGGCUGCUUAAGGCAUUCCAGUUUGUUGAGAAACAUGGUGAAGUGUGCCCCGCUAAUUGGGAUCCCAAGGGCAAUGCUGAUACGAUAAAACCGGACCCAAAGGGUUCCAAAGAUUAUUUUAAAAAACAUGGUUAGAAUCAACAGAAAAUAGACUAAUUUUGCUCACUAUGA
Messenger RNA from Toxorhynchites rutilus septentrionalis, 857 nucleotides. Its product is annotated as peroxiredoxin-2. Gene Ontology annotation, cellular component: mitochondrion; cytosol. Lineage: Eukaryota; Metazoa; Arthropoda; Insecta; Diptera; Culicidae. Bases 129 to 821 code for a protein of 230 amino acids. The record is from RefSeq and is a predicted model, not a curated record. The transcript is spliced from 4 exons. Gene Ontology annotation, molecular function: thioredoxin peroxidase activity. Gene Ontology annotation, biological process: cellular response to stress; cell redox homeostasis; hydrogen peroxide catabolic process.